This is a messenger RNA of Amphibalanus amphitrite, 3721 nucleotides long. Its product is annotated as telomere zinc finger-associated protein-like. NCBI's taxonomy places the organism in Eukaryota, Metazoa, Arthropoda, Thecostraca, Balanomorpha, Balanidae. The record is from RefSeq and is a predicted model, not a curated record. Bases 649 to 2916 code for a protein of 755 amino acids. The transcript is spliced from 13 exons.
CAUGUUUCCUAGCUUGGUUUCCUAAAUAUUUUGACGGGGUACCCGAGACAGUUUGCGAAUUGCAGGACACUAAAUAUUUUGAAGUUUACGCAAGGCUGUUUUUAUGAAUGUUUAAUUCAUUUAUGGACACUUACUAGUCACUCAAAGGAGGGCACUGAACGAAUGUGGGUGCAUGCAGCAUGUGUAAGUUAUGAAGUUUUGCACACAUUCAAAUUUCCUAUGCAUCCAUUCCAUUGUUUUGUCUCCAAUUGUUUGAUCUGAGCCUAUAUACAGCCUUGGAUCUGAGCCCUGAGAGGGCUGCUCACGGGCACCACACACACUGAGUGUGGUGUGUGCCUUGUGUGGUUAUAUGGCCUUGGUGUGUGCAGCAGACAUGGGGGUAGGAGCAGUAGGGGAUGGGUAGUCAGUAUGCCACAUGGAUCACGGUUGUGUGCGGUGGACUGCACACAUGACACAGCCAUCCCUGUGUGGCCGGUCCCGACGGACCUCAGCGGUCGCUGUGUGCGAUGAUGGAUUAUGGAAGACGCAGUGGGCGGAGCUUGGAGCCUGUGGAGAAGGAUUGGACAUUUUGACAUGAUUACUUUUUAAUAUUUGUAUUGAAGUUCUGAAGCUCUGAGGUACCUUCCCAAGAACUGUAUUGUAUCAAUAAUGAAAGCUAAAGCAACACCACAAAGUCCUCUGAAACCUGUCAAAAAAGGCAACAUGAGAAGGAAGCUGGGCAUUGACAACAGGACCACUGCAGACCAAGAUGGUAGUCCUGACAGUUGCUCAAAUGCUGGAAAUGGCACAACUAUUCAGAAAAAUGUAAAACGAAAACAAACUGUGAAUCACAAGCGCAAAAGGGCCGCAGUAUCCCAUCCUAAUGAGGAUAGAAGCUGUGGUGGGUUGGUAGCUAUCAGUCAAGAUGCAGAUAUCUCUGGUGAGAAGUCCACAUUGCAAUGUCCACAGCAAGCUGUACCACCAGAUCAUCCGUCACAUUCUGUCUCGGAGGCUUUGGUGAAACUUGUGUCAGCAGUGAAAGAUCUCUUCAAGCAGCAUAGUCUACAAUCAAUGGUGGAGUUCAAUAUUCACAUUCCGAGCAAGUCAGAUGUGACCUUCCAACCAAAGUGUGAAGAUUUGUCUGAGGUUCAGAAGAGCUUGCAGCAUCUUUGUUUAUGUCUGCAGGACCUCCAGAGCCUGGUUGAUUUGGAACUAGCAGCUGCUGAAGCACAGGUCAAAGCACAUGCAUUGUUGCCAGCAGCGCCCACACCGUCAGUGGCUCAGCCAGUUGCCGAGGACACCGCCGUAGCUGAGCGCGAGCUGUCGCCGCCGGCUGAGGAGACGGAGGACGACCCCGACUGGUCCGCUCCGUCCGACCACGAGGAGGAGGGAGAGGGAGAGGAGGAGGACGGGCCCGAGCCCCCGCCCGCCGCCGGUCGCCGAGCCGCCCGUCCCGCCGCCACGGAGCAGGCGUUCGUCUGUACCAGCGCCGGCUGCGAGCAGAAGAGCGGCGUUCCGCGCCGGUUCGCCUCGGAGAAGAGUCUGCGUAUGCACCGUGUGGCGUGCCACGGUGAGAAGAUGUCCAGCCGCCGGUACCACGAGUACACCUGUCCGCUGUGUGGCAGCGUGCAGAAACGACCGCGAGAGCUGGCCGCACAUAUUGUGACAUGUCAGGGCAGGGGCGAGGUGGCCGCGCCGCCGGCCGCCGACGGUGCCGAUCCGGCGGCCGGCGCGGACGGCUCCCAGUUCAUCAUGUGUCGGCUGUGUCACCUGUGCUUCCCGACCGGAGACAUGCUGCGGGCGCACAGCUGCCAGUACGGGGACUCCGGAGGUGUCAUACAGGAGCUGCUCGGUACCGGCACCCUGUCGAUCAGCGGCGCCGAGCUGGCGACUCUGCGCCGCUUCAUCUGCUACCAGUGCCGCGAGGAGUUCCGCAACCAGACCAUCUACCGCGUGCACCUGCAGUUCUGCCGGCCGCCGCCGUAUGCGUGUGAACUGUGCGGCGUGGAACUGCCCUGCGGCCGCCGACUGGUCAUGCACAAAAUGAGCGAGCACAGUAAGUCAAAUCGGCCGAUGUUCUUCUGUCGCGCGGAUGGCUGCGGGCUAUCGUUCCGACGAAAUGCCGCUCUUCAGAAGCACAUGAUACAGCGCCACUCUAACCAGCCGACCGGGCAGCCGUAUGGCUGUGACGUGUGCGACAAAAAGUUCAUCAAGAAGAUCUACCUGACACACCACAAGCUGCGCUACCACCACGAUACGCUGCAGAGGGACUUUGUGUGCGAUGUAUGCGGCGCCCGGCUCGGCUCCAGCAGCGCUCUCACCGUUCACGUGCGCUCGGUGCACGCGCGGCCCGAGCACACGUGCCACGUGUGCGGCAAGGUGUUCUCGCGGCCCGACCGGCUGGCCAUUCACGCCAAAAUACACACUGGCGUGAAGCCGUACAAGUGCACCCUGUGUCCGAAGGCAUUCAUCCAGCAGUGUAAACUGAACGACCACCUCCGCCGUCACCGGGGCGAGCGGCGCUUCCGCUGCGUCAUGUGCGACAAGGUGUACGCGGCCAGCCAUGACCUGCGCUCCCACCUGCGACGGAUACACAGCGUAGACAUGGUGAACAAGACGCACACCAUCCAGCCGGUGGCGUCUCUGCUCCGGCCGCUGCCGCCUCCGGAGCCGGAGCCUGAACCGGAGCCGGAGCCGGAGCCGGCGGUACAGGAGCCGGAGGGCGCGGAGCAGCAGCCGGAGCCGCCGCAGCACCAGCAGCUCUCCGCAGUGGUGCCCCAGACACUGCAGAGCGUACAGCUGCACUCUGUGCAGGUGACGGCGCCGACGCCAACCCUGCACGUGCAGGACCUGUCGCAGCUGGGCGGCGGUCUGAUCCUGAUCCCGGCAGUGGACGCCAGCGGUGGCACCUCCUUCUACCCCAUCAUCAACCAGUGAGACGACGGGCCGUCCACGGGGAGGUCAUCAUCAGCCAGUGGGAGUACGGGCCGUACACAGAGAGGCCACCUCCUUCUACCCCCAUAAUCCAGUGAGCCGACGGGCCGUUCACGAAGAUGUCACCGUGUAUCAUCGUAUUCAUCAGCCAGUGAGCCGAGCCGUCCGACCGUCUGCCACAGAUACGACCGUCCCUGCCUCUGCGUCGGGCGGGUCAGCCGUCAGCUCUACCGUAUCAUCAUCAUCAGCAGCAUAAACGGCUGAUUAGUGGCAGCGGUACAUUAUUAUCAACAGCAUGAGAACCUCAUCAUCACAUCAUGUGUUUUUUACGAUUAUUAUAAUGUCGAUAUCAUGUGACCGUUAUUUAUUUCGUCCUCACACGUUAUCCAAGCGACAUGUGCCCAUUUGAUGGCAGCUAUAUAAGGUCAGCACUGGCACUGAGCUAAGUUCGUUUUUAUAUCUUGCAUACGGACGGAUGUCGUAACGAGGAAGGGAACAAAUCAUGUUUGUUGUUUUAUUGACAUGGAUGUGAUGCAUUGCCAUUUGUAUUUUAUUGCAGGUAUGGCGAAAAGAUUCAUUUUGCAUUCCGAUUGUUCUUUCCGAUUUUAGUGUCCCAUCGGUAUUUUUCGAUCAGCCGACCGACGAGGCACCUUGUGGUGUUUCAAUCUGCAGUCUUUCAACUGAAUGUCAUUGGCUUAGAUAAGGAAUUGGUGGUUUGUGCAGACAUCAACGUGCCUGUUCCUCUGUUGGUUGUCCGUUGUGAACUGAACUAGAGAAAUAAUCAUCUGAGAUACGGUUUCACCCCGCA